AUGAGUAAAGAUACUGUUGAGCACCCUUCAAUGGCCGAUGCAACCUAUUCUAUCGCGGACGAAGUGACUCCCCUACUUCAAUCUUCCUCAGAACAGGAAGUUUAUUCAGUCUGGCAGGGACUUUGUGAUAUCGAUGAAGUAGACGAGGAAAACCAGCCCAAUGAGAAUGGGAGCAGGCACAAAGAGGUCAAUCGGAAGUCUCUUAACACUUUGAUUGCUAUCCUACUUAUCGGUGUCUUCGUCUCUCAAGCCGACGGAAGUAUUGUGCUUGCUACUUAUGGACAGAUAUCCUCGGAUUUCAAUGACCUCCAAUCCGGUAGCUGGCUUAUGACAAGCUACAUGUUGGCACAGUGUGUUGCACAGCCAUUGUAUGGAAAGCUGAGUGACAUCUUCGGACGGAAACGUUGCCUCCAGGCCUCAUACAUAAUAUUUGCAAUUGGGACAGUGGGAUCAGGUCUGGGACAAAACAUGUCUCAGAUCAUCACAGCUCGGGCUAUCCAGGGCUGUGGCGGUGCAGGAAUGGUUUGUAUGGUGGCCAUACUUUUGACUGAUCUUGUCCCUGUUCAUGAAUUGGCGGUGUACCGCUCCUACGUCAACGUCAUACAGACUGUAGGUCGGAGCUGUGGGGGCGCAUUUGGCGGCUUUCUUGCUCAAACAAUUGGUUGGAGAUGGGCCUUCUCGGGCCAAGGCCCACUAUUACUUGUUGCGUUUUGGCUUGUCGAGAGGUGGCUUCCCAAUACCAGAAAGGGAUCAUCCGACACCCGCAGUACAUGGGAGAAAUUCAGGCGCAUCGACAUUGGAGGAGCAAUUUCGCUGAGUCUGAACAUCGCCUUUGCCUUACUUAUCCUCGAUAUGGGUGGGCAGAAAGUCCCCUGGACUCAUCCUCUCAUAAUCUCCGCGGCUGCAAUAGCCCUCGCAAGUGGCAUUGUCUUCGUUCUAAUCGAGAAUUAUUGGGCGCAGGAGCCAGUAUUUCCUCUCACGUUGAUGACGAAAUAUUCGGUUGUCAAUUGCUACACAUUAAUUGGCUUGCAAAAUUUGACACAGACAGCGCUUAUGUUCACAGUGCCGUUGUAUUGGCAAGUGACAAAGAAAGCAAGUCCAGGAAUUGCAGGUCUGUAUCUUAUUCCCGCGAUCGUGGGCAAUACACUGGGUGGCCUUCUUACAGGCAGAUGGAUCAUGAAGCAUCGUCGUUACAAGCUGCCUAUUGUGCUGGCAUCAGUGAACUCAAUGCUUGCUUUUGUGUCGCUAAUCAUCUACUGGCGUGGAGAUACGAAUCCGCUGCAAAGUUCACUCAUCUUUUCUGGUGGAUUUGGCACAGGCAUUGCUCACUCCGCAGUAUUCGUGUCACUUGCGAAUGACAUGGAUGACGAGGAUAUCGCCAUUGCAAGUUCGGGUUUUUAUCUUAGCGGGAACAUUGGAGGAGUUUUAGGUGUCAGUGCUGCAAGUGCCGUCCAGCAGGUAAUACUGCGGCGUAGAUUGCUCAGUAUCCUCAAAAACCAUACCAACAAGCAACAUAUCGUACAGAAGGCUUUGGAGGAUAUCCGAUUCGUUCAAAAUGUCAGCGAAAAGUUACGAAGACUGAUGUUGCCUGCAUAUAUUUCAAGCUUUCAGGCAGUUUUCUAUUUGGGUCUCGCAUGUGCUGGAGUGGCCCUAGUUGCAGCUCUGGUUGUCCGUGAGAAAAGACUCUCUGAGAGAUAA
Messenger RNA from Penicillium riverlandense, 1698 nucleotides. RefSeq names its product MFS general substrate transporter. Gene Ontology annotation, biological process: transmembrane transport; basic amino acid transport. The transcript is spliced from 9 exons. The record is from RefSeq and is a predicted model, not a curated record. Gene Ontology annotation, molecular function: basic amino acid transmembrane transporter activity. Bases 1 to 1698 code for a protein of 565 amino acids. Gene Ontology annotation, cellular component: fungal-type vacuole membrane. Lineage: Eukaryota; Fungi; Ascomycota; Eurotiomycetes; Eurotiales; Aspergillaceae.